AUGGCUACUGAGGAUGAUAACUUCGAUAUUGACAUCUAUGGAGAUGGUGGUGGCUAUAACGGUAACGACCAAGGAGACUAUAAAGAGGAGGAUGUCAAGCAGGAGGACUCGGAGCUCAUCUUAGACGCGCCCGAGAAUACCCAGAAUGGAGCCCCUGUGUCCGGGGACGGUGCCUCCGAGUCAAACCAGAAGCAGGAGCAGACGGCGAACACGCAACCCGCAAAUGGCGAACACGUAACACCGGCAGACGCCAACCAGCAGCAAACGCCAAACCAGAUCCCGCCUGCGCCACAGGGCGUGAAGCGCAAAGAGCACGAUGACCGCCAGACGGACCCUGACGCAACGCCGGCUCUGCUUAUCUCGGACUUGUUCUGGUGGACUACCGAUGACGAUAUCCGUGGAUGGAUUCGUGAAGCCGAAUGUGAGGAUGAGCUGAAGGACGUAACAUUCAGCGAGCAUAAGGUGAACGGAAAGAGUAAAGGACAAGCCUUCGUCGAGUUCACCACCCUUCAGGCCUCUACCGCCACCAAGCACAAGAUCGAGUCGUAUGCUCUUUCCGGCCAAGCCGGACGCAAACACAGUGUCAACUACACCAACCCCCAACCGAACCCCUUCCGCACGCUACCUAAGGAUGCCCCUAUGAGAAAGGAUAACCAGGCCCGGUCGAUGUCCGGUGGCUUCAAUUCGUCAAACCAGAACAUGAACUUCGGCAUGAACAACAUGGGAGGCGGAGGAGGGUUCCGCGGCGGUCGUGGCGGAUUCAACCGGGGUGGUAUGAACAACAACAUGGGCAACUUUGGUAACCGCAACUUCCAGAAUCCCAUGGGUGGAUUCCAGAACCCAAUGGGCGGCGGUUUCCCCGCAAACCCGAUGGGCGGCAUGCCGAACUACGGAUAUAACAACCGCGGCGGUAUGAUGGGAGGUAGCAUGCGAGGCGGCCCCGGAGGCAUGCGCGGUGGCCGGGGUGGUGGCGGCAUGGGCGGACCGAAUAUGAUGGGCAUGCCUGCCAUGAAUCCUAUGGGAGGCAUGGGAGGGAUGAACCCGAUGUCCGGUGGCAUGAACCCGAUGAUGGGCGGUAUGGGCGGAAAUAUGGCCAUGCAGGGUAAAGGCGGUUUCCAGGCUCCCAAUCCAGCAUUCAACCAGGGCUUCUUCACCCCCAACCAAGGAGUAAACGAUGGAUCCUGGAACCCUCAUGGCGCUAAGCGCAGUCGUCAGGAGUAA
Messenger RNA from Aspergillus steynii IBT 23096, 1221 nucleotides. RefSeq names its product RNA-binding protein. The coding region runs from base 1 to 1221 and encodes 406 amino acids. Gene Ontology annotation, molecular function: mRNA binding. The transcript is spliced from 3 exons. Gene Ontology annotation, biological process: mRNA alternative polyadenylation. NCBI's taxonomy places the organism in Eukaryota, Fungi, Ascomycota, Eurotiomycetes, Eurotiales, Aspergillaceae. Gene Ontology annotation, cellular component: mRNA cleavage and polyadenylation specificity factor complex. The record is from RefSeq and is a predicted model, not a curated record.